UUUUCUGUGGAAACCCCUCGAAUGCGUGCAGUUGUCGAGUUGUUUUCGAAAGCGCAUGUAGUCGGCACGGUUUAACUGUGAUUUAAAUAUAUAUAUGUGGUCACCAGUGUUUACGACGGGGCGACUGGAUUACCGCGGCAGUAUUUUGAUAAAAGGAGGACCGGUUUUCUUGCUCAUUUUGUUUUAGCGUUUUGUAAUGGUGUUGCUGUAACGUUAGUCUUUUGUUGUUUUUUUGUAUGUGUGAUGGACGCCAUUUUAGGUUGAUCACACUAGCUGCUAGCACAUUGUUUCAGGCCUUGCCUCAAACUACGUCGGUUUGUGUUGUGGUGAAAUUUGGACUACACCGAACAAACAUUUCGGAGGAACUUUGAAGCGGACACUUGGGCGACAUAUUUGGCAGGACUCUACACGUUCACCUAUACGGACACCGUUUGAACUCUUUAUUUCUUUGUCAGAGUUGGACCUUACGGACAGCUCACGGCUAACCGCCAUAUGGUCCUGGGACUUUGAGAAACCGCAGGAGAAUUUCUGGCUUCGGCCGGGGAAUUCCGUGGACUAAAAGUCACUUGCGUUUUUAAGAUUGCGUGUUGCACUUGAUCACAAUCUCUUUGAACACUUGAUAUUUUCAAAUCGCAGUUAUUCACUUGAGGCAAAACCCACACGACCUCUUUAGUGGUGACUCUUGAUUAAAAAGAGUGUUGAGAUGAGCAAAUAUGGCUAUUAUUAUGCUUGAAUUGUUAAGCUGAUAAACUGACCCUGAGUAAGGUUGAUCGCUGGGAGAGCCCACGCGAUCGUGCGAAUUGCAGUUGAGUUUGGUUGUGUGUGGUGGUAUCUGACCACAAGGAUUGUUUAAACAUGUCUUGUGUCCAUUACAAGUUUUCUUCUAAACUUAACUACGAUACGGUCACCUUUGAUGGCCUUCACAUCACGCUCAGUGAUUUGAAACGCCAGAUCAUGGGGCGAGAAAAGCUGAAGGCCGCGGAUUGCGACCUACAAAUCACCAACGCUCAAACUAAAGAAGAAUACACUGAUGAUGGAGCCCUCAUCCCCAAAAACUCGUCUGUCAUCAUCAGACGAAUCCCUAUUGGAGGGCUUAAGUCGACAAGCAAAACAUAUGUCAUCGAUCGAUCUGAACCAAGUGGAUCUUCAAAAGCAAUUGAUGAUUCUUCAUCCAUUUCACUGGCCCUGCUUUCAAAGACAGCCAAUCUUGCUGAAACAAAUGCUUCAGAGGAAGACAAAAUAAAAGCAAUGAUGUCUCAGUCCAACCAUGAGUAUGACCCUAUCCAUUAUGCAAAGAAGCUUGUUGGUCCACCUCCACCAAACUACACAUGCUUUCGUUGUGGAAAAACUGGACAUUAUAUCCGAAACUGCCCAACGAAUGGGCAGGAUCGAAGUUUUGAAGCUCCUCAACGGAUAAAGAAAAGCACAGGAAUUCCUCGGAGUUUCAUGGUGGAGGUUGAUGAUCCCAGCAGAAAGGGAGUCAUGUUGACCAACAGUGGAAUAUAUGCCAUUCCCACGAUUGAUGCUGAGGCCUAUGCCAUUGGGAAAAAAGAGAAGCCACCAUUCUUGCCCCAAAAUCAAUCUUCAUCUUCAGAGGAAGAAGAUCCUGUACCUGAUGAGCUGCUGUGUUUGAUCUGUAAGGAUCUAAUGACAGAUGCUGUGGUUAUCCCCUGCUGUGGAAAUAGUUACUGUGAUGAGUGUAUUCGGACAUGUUUGCUGGAGUCUGACGAACAUGUUUGCCCAACCUGCAAACAAUCAGAUGUAUCUCCUGAUGCUUUGAUCGCGAACAAAUUUUUGCGCCAAGCAGUGAAUAAUUUUAGGAAUGAAACCGGAUAUACCAAGAGGAUUCGAAAAGCUGCAGCUGUUACCCAAGGAGCUCAAACACAGGCUUCUGCCCAGCGGCCACCUCUGAGACUGGCAACCUCACGCCAGCAGGACCCUCUUAUGGCCAAUGUUCCGAGCUCAACAGCUGAUAGCAGCCCUCCCCAAAGCACACCUACUGCCCCUUUAUCUCCUGUUAGCACUCAUCAGCCCUCCAGUACUCCACCUUCUUCUAGCAGCUCUACUGUACACAGCAGCACUGCACCUGCAGCAUCAAACUAUAGCCCUGUGGUGAACUCUCCUCAGCACUCUGCUAAGCAGGAUGAUCCUCCAUCCAAGUAAAUAAUUUUCUAGCAC
Molecule: messenger RNA, 2178 nt
Organism: Rhinichthys klamathensis goyatoka
Lineage: Eukaryota; Metazoa; Chordata; Actinopteri; Cypriniformes; Leuciscidae
Product: E3 ubiquitin-protein ligase RBBP6-like
Exons: 10
Coding region: 856-2163 (435 amino acids)
Biological process (GO): mRNA processing; ubiquitin-dependent protein catabolic process; protein ubiquitination
Cellular component (GO): nucleus
Molecular function (GO): nucleic acid binding; zinc ion binding; ubiquitin protein ligase activity
Source: RefSeq, a predicted model, not a curated record